Melampsora larici-populina 98AG31 is the source of this 1143-nucleotide messenger RNA. RefSeq lists its product as uncharacterized. Lineage: Eukaryota; Fungi; Basidiomycota; Pucciniomycetes; Pucciniales; Melampsoraceae. The transcript is spliced from 4 exons. The annotation marks the transcript as partial. The record is from RefSeq and is a predicted model, not a curated record.
GUGAUUGUUUCUGUGAGUUUAUUGACAUCAGUGCAGAUUGUUUCAAGUUAUGUUGGUAAAGAACAUUUCUUAAUAAUCAUGGAUUCAUUCUUGGGAAUCUCAGCUCAAGUUUGGCAAACUUUGAUUGUUCUUGGCUUUCCACUUCUCUAUUGUUCUUUACCUACAAUCAGAGCGAUUUGGUUACGUCUUUGUUAUUGUCUUCCGGCAGAUCAAAGUCAAACUUCAGUGGAUCGUGUCUCAACCUCUGAAUCCUUCGAACGAUUAGGAUCAGGACGUUGGAUACUACUUGGAGGCCUCUACAUCACCAUCAUUUUAAGAUGUCCUGCCUUUAACCCAGCCAAAGACAAUCCAUUCGCAAUCACGCGGCUACCACUUGAUACACCAUCAGUUUCACUUACAGCUGCACUCGCUAAGCAUCAUUCUGCACACGGAUUAAAUGAUACACCAAUCGCUCAACAAUGUCUUCUUCAACGUCUCACGACUAAUCAUAAAAAUGAUCAUUCCUACUAUCAUUUACCUUGUCUUGCAUCAAAAUAUGCAUUAGCACUCAUUACGAUCGGUUUACUUGCUACAAAUGCUUCUUCAUUAGAAUCUAAAAGAAGAAUUCGGAGUUCAAGAAUGUCUAUGACAGUCAUCUUUGGUUUACUUUUUGAAGUGACGACUGUAUUUGUUUUACUACACAUCCCAUCAUUAAGAAUGAAUGCAAACAAUCAAGGUAGAAUGUUAGGUGAUAAGAUAUAUAAGAUUAGACAUAUCUUCUUUGCUUGUGUUUUUAGUAUUUGUAGUUGGUCUGUGAUUACUGAAACUCAAGAAUCUAAUACGACUGCUUUAGCUAAACUUGUGAUUCAAAUGAGUUUGCUUACUCAUCAAGUAGAUACACUGGUUAGUCGACUUAGAAUGGCUGCUCUUCAACGUAGUUUGGUGAUGCGUGAUCCAGUAUACAGUCAAGGUAAUGAGUUUUGGGAAUAUGCAGAAAAUCAGGCUAAAAUUGCCAGCAAAGAUAAAGGAGUUAAAUCGAUUAAAAAGGAUUUCGGUCUUUCUAAUACAUCAAUUCAACCUGAUUCAAAUCGAGAAGAAUUGAAAAAGUUUAUUGAAAUUAGUUAUCCUAUUCCUACUUUAUCUGUUUUGGAUCCAGUUUUAUAA